AAACGUUAUGGCGUCGUAAACAAAAAAACGGCUUAAGUUAACGCCUGCGCUAGCUCCGAGAGCUAACGCAAAGAAACUGCGUUAUUUAGCGAUUAAAACAGAAUACGAGCUCGUCUUUUGAGCUGUUUUAAAUCUGAACCGAUAGGAACAUUCAUUUUAAUGGGCUGUAAAAGACUCCAUUACCCGUGAGCCUUUGGGGGGUUAUUUAUGUCACGGGUUUAACCUUCCCUCAUUGCGCCGCUGUGAUUCUGUUCAUUGGAGAAGUGCUGACUAUUGCUGGGCUGCGUUCAGCUGGUGGCCCGUUCCUGUCGGUACUCGGAGUUACAGCUAAAGUUCUGAUGGGACCCGAACUCAACACCAGCUGAAACCGGACUGUUAGCUUCACCGUCAACAUGCAGAUGACCUUUGAGGCCUCGAGCAGUGUGACCCUGCUGUUCGACGUCUGGAACGUUCACAGCCCUGCAGGCAUGGUGCUGUCGGUGUUUGUCGUCCUGCUGCUGACCGUCGUCUUUGAAAUCCUCAAAGUGUGGCGGGUUUGGCUGAGCAGCAGCUCCCGGCUGGCCCACCGUCCGUCGGCGUACGCCGCCGCAUCGUCCGGCCGCACGGAGAGCUGCUCCGCGCUGGACGCCAGCCCCUCCGAGUCCUCGCUCUCCCCCUCAGACCUUCAGCCGCCGAGCGCCAGGAACAGCUGGCUGCUGCACGUCAUCCAGACGUUCCUCCACGUCCUGCAGGUGGCGCUGGGCUACCUGCUGAUGCUCUGCGUCAUGUCCUACAACGUCUGGAUCUUCCUGGGCGUCGUCCUCGGCUCCGCCCUCGGCUAUUACGUCGCCUUCCCUCUGCUGGGCCAGAUGUCUCUGUACGGCCGGGUCCGGCACUGAACAGGCCAACAUGACAAUGAGAAGUCACUUUCUUUGGACUCCACUGCAUCUGGACAGAGAGCUGCGUCACCAUGACUUAUACAAAACUCACCUGUACCUGGAAACCAGGAAGUGCUUAUCAGGCCAGAGUGGACUGAGCACAAAUCAUGUGGUUUGUCUGCCUGCAGGGCUGAUGGGCUGUUAUGUUGAAACAUAUCAUGUCAGGAGGUGUGUGUGUGUGUGUGUGUUUGUGUGUGUGUGUGUGUGUGUGUGUGUGUGUGUGUGUGUG
Messenger RNA from Gambusia affinis (western mosquitofish), 1146 nucleotides. RefSeq names its product solute carrier family 31 member 2 (gene slc31a2). Gene Ontology annotation, biological process: copper ion transmembrane transport. The transcript has 4 exons. Gene Ontology annotation, molecular function: copper ion transmembrane transporter activity. The coding region runs from base 393 to 878 and encodes 161 amino acids. Gene Ontology annotation, cellular component: membrane. NCBI's taxonomy places the organism in Eukaryota, Metazoa, Chordata, Actinopteri, Cyprinodontiformes, Poeciliidae. The record is from RefSeq and is a predicted model, not a curated record.